GAUUUUUGACAAUUGCUAUAAUUUAUUCUGGUUUGCUCAUUCAUUACCAAAUAUAGGAUUUUUAAAGAAAUAGAAAAAUGGAAGAGUUCCAAAGGAAAUUGCAGAGCGAAGUCGAGAACUUCAAGCUUGCCCAGAAAGAAUUGGAGAAGGUUGUUAAUAGCAGACAACAAUUGGAUGGGCAGCUGAAUGAGAAUGAGAUUGUGAAGAAGGAAUUGGAUUUGCUGAAGGCGGAGGCGUUGGUGUACAAAUCCAUUGGGCCAGUACUAAUCAAAACUGAUUUAGUUGAGGCUAAACAGAAUGUGUCGAAGAGAAUAGAGUUUAUCUCGAAGGAGCUGAAGCGAGUUGAUGAUCAGAUUAAUACGCUGGAGAAGAAACAGGACACUCACAAUGAGAACCUGCAGAGACUGCAGCAGCAGUUCCAACAGGCACAAGUGAAAGCGGCAAUGAAAUCUUAGGAUCUUUCUACUAUUUUAUUUAUAUAAUAUCAUUUAGGCUUCAUAAAAUAUAUAUUACUCUAUUCACAUCUUAUAAUUUGUAAUAUAAAUGUUUAAGUGCAUUUAAUAAAGCGUAACGUUUCAUCUA
Messenger RNA from Nicrophorus vespilloides, 582 nucleotides. Its product is annotated as prefoldin subunit 6. Gene Ontology annotation, molecular function: protein-folding chaperone binding. The transcript is spliced from 2 exons. Bases 78 to 455 code for a protein of 125 amino acids. The record is from RefSeq and is a predicted model, not a curated record. Gene Ontology annotation, cellular component: cytoplasm; prefoldin complex. Lineage: Eukaryota; Metazoa; Arthropoda; Insecta; Coleoptera; Silphidae. Gene Ontology annotation, biological process: protein folding; chaperone-mediated protein complex assembly.